GGAGCUUAGUAGAAAACGUCGUCUUCGCGACAAUUCAUCGAAAUCUUCUUCAUCAAUCUCCUUUUCUUCGUCCCCAACCGUUCUUUCUUUCCUCUUCUUCCCCUCAACAAUGUCGUCUGGCAAAGCUACAGUUAAAUCCGUCCUUUCCGCUGAUAUGGUCGUCCUUAGUGGACGCCCUCGUGCUAGUGGUCCUCCUGCCAUUCGUACACUUGGUCUCAACUACAUUCAGGCGCCUAAGCUUGGAAACAAGGAUCGCCCUGAUGAGCCUUUUGCGUUUGCCGCUCGUGACUUCCUUCGUAAACUGCUAGUCGGAAAGGAGGUCAUGUUCAGAGUAGAUUACACGGUUCCUAGUACUGGACGCGAGUACGGCUCUAUUUAUUUAAAUCAAGAAAAUGUUGCCUUCACAUUGGUUCGCGAAGGCUGGGCUACUAUUCGUGAAAUCAAGCCAUCAGAGUCUGAGAACGCAGAUGUGGAAGCAUUGUACUCCUAUAAGGCCGAAGCGGAGGCAGCGAAGCGUGGUAUCUGGACAGACAAGGAAUCUGGUAUUCGCAAGGCUCAUUACAGUUUUGACGGUGAUGCCGAAGAAUUCCUCAAGACAUACAAAGGGAAAGCAUUGCCAGCUAUUAUUGAGAACAUCCGUGAUGGUUCCACUGUUCGAGCCUGCCUGAUGCUUCCUAAUGGCGAGCAUCAGUAUAUCACCCUUAUGAUUUCUGGCAUCAAGGCGCCCAUUAUCCGUCAAGGAGUUGCCAACGCUGAAGAUCUUAUCGAGCCAUUUUCUGUGGAGGCCAAGCACUUCGUGGAAACACGUCUUCUUCAGCGCGAAGUACGUAUUAUACUAGAAAUGGUUGGACACAACGGCAACAGCUUUUUUGGAACGAUUCAACAUCCUGCUGGAAAUAUUGCCGAAGCUCUAGUGUCCAACGGUCUUGCUAAGGUUGCCGACUGGAGCAUUACUCAUGUCACAGGCGGACCUGCAGCUCUCCGCGAGGCAGAGCGUAAGGCCCAGGCCUCGAGACUUCGUCUAUGGCAGGAUCAUGUAACCAAAGAUAAAGGACAGGAUCAUGAGUUUGAUGGCACUGUUCUAAGAAUCAUGACUGGAGACACUAUCAUAGUACGCAAUGCUAAGAAUCAGGAGCGCAAGCUUAGGCUCUCUAACGUUAAAGCGCCUACAAGACUUCCCCAACAAAAGGGAGUGGAAAUUGCUUCCUUUGACUAUGAAGCUAAGGAAUUCCUCCGUAAGAAGCUGAUCGGGAAGCACGUUCAUGUCACCAUUGAUUAUGUCAAACCUCCUUCGGACCAGUUCCCUGAGGCUACUGAGUGCGCCACCGUCAAGGUUGCAGGAACAAACAUUGCAGAACAGCUUGUUCUGAGGGGACUUGCUGAUGUUAUCAAAUCCAGAGAUGAUCGUUCCCAAUUCUAUGAUCAGCUUUUGGUUGCAGAAGCGAAAGCUAAAGAGGAAGGCAAAGGCAAGCAUUCUUCCAAAGAGCCACCUAAAUAUAAAUGGUCUGAUGCUUCAGAAAACGCCACCAAGGCUAAGCAGUUCCUACCCUUUUUCCAACGUGGGGGACGCACUUCAGCCAUCGUGGAAUAUGUUGCCAAUGGUUCUCGAUUCAAGUUGAUCAUUUCUAAGGAGAGCUGCAAGUUGACGUUCGUCCUUGGUGGUAUUCAUUGCCCCCGCGCUGCUCGCAAUCCUGGUGAGAAAUCUGAGCCAUUCGGAGCUGAAGCCUUGGAAUUUGUGUCCCGCCGCUGCCAACAGCGCGAAGUCGAAAUUGAAGUUGAUUCGAUUGAUAAGACUGGAGGCUUUAUUGGGACCAUGUGGAUCAACAAGAAUGAGAAUGUGGCUGCUCUGCUCUUGGAAGAAGGUUUGGCUGAGAUACAUAGCUACAGUGCUGAUCAAAGUAAGCAUUCCGCUUUGCUUUACUCUGCAGAACGUAAAGCCAAGCAGGAGCGUAAAAACCGAUGGGCCAACGAAGAUCCUGAUGCUGUUGUAGAUGAGGUGGAAGCUGUUGAUGAUGCCAAGCCCCUCAAGAAGGAAUAUCUUGAUGUUGAAGUUUCAGAGAUUAAAUCUGGAGGGCAUUUCUACGUCCAGAUCAUUAAUAAGCAUCUUGAUGGCCUCGAGAAGAUGAUGUCCGAACUCAGUGUCCACCUUAAGAACUCAACUGCUCCUCCAAAUUGGAAGCCGCGCACUAAUGAGAUUGUCAGUGCCAAAUUUACAGAGGACAAUCAGUGGUAUCGCGCCAAGAUCUUGCGGAAUAUUACUGAUCCUAAGAACGUCGAGGUCAUUUAUGUAGACUAUGGCAACUCGGAAACUAUUCCUUUGAGUCGCAUCUGCCCAUUGCCCGCACAGUGCAAUAGUCUUCCUCAACUAGCACACGAAGCUGUCUUGUCGUUCAUUAAGGUCCCAGAACUUAAAGCUGACUAUGGUGAAGAAGCUGCCAGACGUUUUGCAGAAAUGGUCAAGGGGCGUCCGCUAGUGGGAGUAGUUGAGCAGCGUGAACACAAUGUGAUGCAUCUUACGCUAUAUGAUCCUGCUAUUUCCCAGGAUCCUGAACGUAGUUUAAACGCCGAACUGGUGCGCGACGGUCUCGCUACUGUCUCUACGAAGGCUCAUUAUACUCGUCACCCUAGCAACCAGCCACUGGUUCUCAAGCUCCAAGAAGCAUCCGAGCUGGCCAAGCGUGAAAGACUAAAUAUAUUCGAGUAUGGUGACAAUACUGCUGAUGAUGAGGACUCUAGAUACUGAAAGGCC
Molecule: messenger RNA, 2749 nt
Organism: Lobosporangium transversale
Lineage: Eukaryota; Fungi; Mortierellomycota; Mortierellomycetes; Mortierellales; Mortierellaceae
Exons: 11
Coding region: 110-2743 (877 amino acids)
Biological process (GO): regulatory ncRNA-mediated gene silencing; mRNA catabolic process
Cellular component (GO): nucleus; cytosol; RISC complex
Molecular function (GO): nuclease activity; RNA binding
Source: RefSeq, a predicted model, not a curated record